GUUGAGUUCAGCCUGGGUGCUUGUCUGUGCUUGUUGUGUUCACCAAAUCAAUCACAACACAUCGCUGAUCCAGAAAGUGGAUGCUGCCUUCACUUCCUCCUGGUGUCCACCUCCCAUUUCAACUGAGCCCCAACUCGUGUGUGCAUGUGUGUGUGUGUGUGUGUUUGUGUGUGUGUGUACACGCACACGCAUGUUUGUGUGUGUAAAUUCACUCGAGGCCUAUGUGAGUGUGUCGCCUUAAGUUAGUGUGUGUGUGUGUGUGUAAGUGUGUGCCUGUGUCAUCCCCCCCCCGGCCCACCAUGUCCCUGUAUCCCUUAAAGCUCCAGCUGAAUCCAUCGGUGUGUCUCCACCUCCUCUGCCUGCUGCUGCUCCUCACCGAAUCCUCCUCCACAGUAUCUAAAAAGGACCCAGUUAAGGCCGACCCCCCAGCCCAGCUCAGCCCAAUACAAGCUAACUGCUCCACUGCAUGUGAUAAUGGUGGAGUCAGUGAAAAUGCAACCGUUAAGGAUUCCUCAGAGACACAACCACAGAAGAAUUUGACCUCUUUCUCAGUCAGCCACAAUUCAAAUGACACUGUAGCAUCCAUAAUCCCACCCAACCAAUCCACAGGAGGAAAUAAUUCAUCCGCAGCCUCACUAUCCAAUCAACAGCCAGCAUCACCGGACCAUCAGCUCCCAUCACCGGACCAUCAGCUCCCAUCACCGGACCAUCAGCACCCAUCACCGGACCAUCAGCACCCAUCACCGGACCAUCAGCUCCUAUCACCGGACCAUCAGCACCCAUCACCGGACCAUCAGCACCCAUCACCGGACCAUCAGCUCCCAUCACCGGACCAUCAGCUCCCAUCACCGGACCAUCAGCUCCCAUCACCGGACCAUCAGCUCCCAUCACCAGCAACAGAGACUCAGAAUGCAACUCUUGUUCCUUCUAACGCCACAGGCUCAUCAGCACAGGCUGCUCCUGAUGGAUCCAUUACCAGCAAAGGUAAUAUUACAUUCACAACUGCAAAGCCUGUUGGGAAAGUACACACAACCCCUGUACUGGUGACUUCUAUGACCACAACACCGCCACCGUCAACUACUACAACCACAACACCAACAUCUACUACAACCACAACAACAACAACUCCAACACCAACGUCUACUACAACAACCACAACAACAACUACAAGAAUACCAGCAUCUACAGCAGCAGCAGCAACAACAACAACAACACCAACAGCAGCAGCAGCCCCUCCACUACCACCACCAACACUCCCCGCAACAACAGUAAAAACAACUGUCACACUUCCAGCACACACAACUGUUGCUAUCACUACAACCACAAGUAUAAAGAAGUCACCUCCACCAUCAUCAUCAUCAUCAUCAUCAGCAGCAGCAGCAGCCACGCCACAGCCACCAGUUCAGACCACCUCUUUACCCACAGGGCCUGUUAACAGCAACGUAACCUCCACUAGUCACAAUGACCUGGUUGCCUCCGGAACAAGGGUUGCAGUGGUAGAGGUAGCUGGGGCUGCUCUGACCAGGCAGCUGGUGGAUACAGCGUCUUUACUGGCCGUCCUCCUCUUCGGCCUGCUCUUCUUCUUGGUCACGGUGGCUGUGUUCGUCACACAGGCCUACGAGAGCUACAGGAGGAAGGACUACACCCAGGUGGACUACCUGAUCAACGGCAUGUACUCAGACUCUGGGGUGUGAGGGAGGAAGGGGCUAAGCACAACUCUUGAGAUUGUUUUUGCACUUGGAGACAGAGACCGUAGAGUAGAAGACUGACUGGAUGGUAUCACGGUGGUCCUGUGAAUUCACGUGGUGAUGCAGUGCUUCUGUUAGAGAGUUCAGGGAGAAGAAUGAAAAGACUAAAGUGACCAGCAGCUCACUGAACUGACUCUAAAGCAGUAACUGAUGUGUUUCCACAUUAAUUGUUCCACUUAACACUUUGUUCUUUCCUCUCUCUUUCUUUGAUGGUUUGAAUGUGAAGAGUUUGGCCAAAUGUUGAGCAACAUAAAUAGACCUGGAUGUAACUCCAGUUCUAUGAGUACGUGUAGCCCUUUUAUGGGCCUCGCUAGUGGCCAGCAGCAGAUUGUCCUCCACACUGCUGGUCAGUCCAGCUGUAGUGGGUUCCAGGCUAGACCAAUCAGGACGCUUCCAAUGUGAUAGAAAGCUCAACAGAUGACCUGGUCACUUAAGGUGUCUCUCUUCUUUUUUUUUCUUUUUCCAAAAGUCAAACACGUAAUCCGUGCGAGUACGUUUCUACACAACGAUAUACCUUAAUGCACUUUCUCCCAUGUUUCCAUGUUUGCAUUUUGAAGACAAACUCACAGCCCUGUUAAGGACCAAAGCAUAUUUAAAAAUACGAAGUCCAAGACUUUCGUUUUCCAGUGAUGAACUAAUUACUUAUUACACAUCAAAAAUCAAAAUUUAAAAGAAAAAACAGCAAAUUGAAAACAAACUUUAAAAUGUCUUCUUCUUUAAAAACGUCAUUCCAGAGCCUGUUUGACGAACGAGAAGCAGCUCUUCAAACAGCGAAUGAAGCAGUCACGCGUGGAAAAUAGCACAUCAGUGGGGCUAUUGCCAACUCUAAGUUGUGUUGUGUUCGAGUUUAUGAGCACAUGUUAUAGAUUCUCCAGAUGUUUUUGAACUGAAUUGAAUGAAAAACUAACAAUUUAUUUAUUUGUGAUUUUGUUUUGCACAUUUAAUAAUUUUGUCUGAUGUGAUGCACAGCAGCCAAACGCAGUUCAUUGUAUUGAAAAUCAAUUUGAUCAUUUUACAUAUCAUUUUUUAUACAUUUGCCAUUUGGGUAAAUGUCCCUCUUAACAUGGUGAUGUUGAUUUCAACUAUAUAACCAGCCCUGUAUACCAUCUUUUCAGAUGUGUUGCCAUUUCUAGCUCAUCUCAAAUAUUUUCACUAGCAGUGCAAAGUAAGUCCAAGCGUUUAACUUGCUCACCUUGCUGCAGUGAUGAAGACGUGUACUCCAGGACACCAUGACAUCACUGUUGCCUGUGGUUACAGGAAACCACAACACAAACAAACGCAAGCAGCCAGAUGAUCACACAGGUUGGAGUAAACAGACCUUUUUGUUUUCGCCGUGCAGUCGGGGAUUAUUAGCAGAGUAAGGAUUUCUGGCUCAGCUUCACCCACUUCCAAGGUGCAUGGCGACGGGGAAAAAGUCUCCAGCAACGCUUUUGUUUUAACAUUUCAGGUUCUGCUCACUUUGACUUGGUGCUCCAAAUAAAGUGGUUUAGAUAAUCGGGAUAAGCUGUUGGCUUUUCUGCCUGAAUGCAGUUGCCUGUGAAAUUAUAGCUGAUAAAAAACAUGACCAAAAUCUACAAAAAUAAGAUGCAAGUUAUAAAACUACCGACUGACGACAUACCAGUCCAACCAAUAGCGGUAGCGUGCUGUGAAACAGAUCUGACCUGAUUGACUGUAGAGCAUGGGAGCUGGACGUGAAGCAGCUUGUUCCAUACUGAAAUCAAAAGUAAAUAAACAUGGGAAGAAAUGUUUUCUCAGAAAGACAUUAGAAUUUUACACAGGUACUCCUGCCAACUGAAUACAGUGAGAGCUGUAUUUCCUGCUUUUCCCCAGAUGUGGCCUGGUGCGUCAGGGCCAGCGUAUAUACAGUGGUGGUGACUGGUUUAGUUGGUAGGCCAGAGACAGAGACCACCAUGUCAUCUUAUUCGGGUCAUCAAGUUGAUGAUUUUUUUCCUCCUCCGUCAGUCUGUUAACGCUGACUCUGUGUUUUUCUGCCAUGUGCAUGUUAUGGGCAGCGGAGGCUUUGUUCACUCAAUCUGUUUGUUUGGAUGGCAGCUGCUUUGCUCAGUGAUGACGUUAAAGAAGAAGACAUAGUAAAACAAACUGCCUCAUUCAAUUCACGCUGAGACGUAAUAAGACCCAUCCCGGUUACAUUCGUGGCCCUCCUUUCAGGAACACGAUCAGCGAUUUCAAAGAUUUCGCAUCAGGCAGAACAGCAGUGAGGUCUCAUUCCUGCCCAUUAUAAAAGCAGCUGUGCUCACCCGCCCCGAUUCACACAGGGUGCAGCUUAGAGUCAGGACUGCUGGAAAUAAUCAUACAUCACUUUUAUAAUCCAAAUGGUGAGGAAACGUCUGGAGGUAACCAACGAGAGCGCUGUCGUCAAGACAGCAGGCUGUUGUCAAGUUAACCUUUUGUAUGCCCACGUGAAAUACGACUGACGGUGAUGGCGUGUGUAGAGCUGUAUGUAUGGCAUUAACAACAUUUCUUCUUUUGUAUUUGUUUUU
Chelmon rostratus (copperband butterflyfish) is the source of this 4249-nucleotide messenger RNA. RefSeq lists its product as uncharacterized. The record is from RefSeq and is a predicted model, not a curated record. The transcript is spliced from 3 exons. The coding region runs from base 300 to 1694 and encodes 464 amino acids. NCBI's taxonomy places the organism in Eukaryota, Metazoa, Chordata, Actinopteri, Chaetodontiformes, Chaetodontidae.